Messenger RNA from Peronospora matthiolae, 2541 nucleotides. The record is from the annotation of a GenBank genome assembly. NCBI's taxonomy places the organism in Eukaryota, Oomycota, Peronosporomycetes, Peronosporales, Peronosporaceae.
AUGCCGAUCAAGCGCGCUUUCGUGGCGCUACAGGACCGUUUCGUGAGCUCGUUAGCAGUAUGUUGCUGUCCCAGUAUGGACCUCGUUGCACUGAUUACUCCUGACCAUGACGUUCUCGUCCAUCGCACAACAUCGUGGCAAAAGCUACUGCACUGUAAAGCAUCCGAUGUUGGCUCUGAAAUGGUGACGCUGGCUUGGAGACCGGACGGACUGCAGCUUGCAGUUGGAUGUGACGCAGGCAAAGUGGUACUGAUUGACGUGGAGUCUGGUGACAUUUUGUCCAGAGGCUGCAGUAGCUUCCGCCAUGAUAAUUGCAUCACUGCAAUGCACUGGACUCAGAUCACGGAGACGAUGGACCAACAUGGACGUUAUGGUGAACGAAAGCAACGGUGUUGGAAGCGUUCUGGUGGUGCUGGGGAUGCUGGUGCAAGUAGUUCUUGUGACGUGGUGUCCCAAUCCAAACUCCGCUUUCAACGUCGAGCAACGAAGUUUUUUUCAGGACCCUGUGAUCCUACUUGCCCGGACACGCUCCUUGUUACUGCGGACAGGGGGGGAUGCAUUGCAUUGUGGUGGAUGGGGCGCGUGCUGCUCACUCGCAUCGAUGUGAGGGACCAUUUUACUGAAAAAGAGUUUCAGCUGUUGGACCGAGCGGGGCAAGGAGAGAGCGAGAAGGCGGGUUUCUAUGUUGAACGGGUGAGUGCUGCGCCCGACUUGACGCUCGUGCUCGUCUUGCUUGCUUUCUGCAAUCGCACAAGUGGUCAAGUGGACGGUGUGGCGAAUGAUUCCAAGUCUUAUCGAAUGCUGAGUCUGGAUACGACGACCAUUCGGUAUAUUCGCGAGGAUGUGGCACUUGUGGCGAGCACAGUAAGUCGCGUACACACGCUGCUGGAUCGGGUUGUCAGUUACGGUAACCAAAUGAAGACUGAGUGGAAAAACGCUACACGCAUUUUUGAGCUGAAGAUGGGGCUUAUUGGAUCGCUUUAUGAGAAGUACGCGUGUGAAGUGUCGCCGCAGGAAGAUAUGUUAUCAGUGCUGGUGAGUGGCAUUACGCCGCCUGUGCUGGCGCAGUACUUCGCUCAAGACAUUCAGGAAAUGAGUGUGUCUCGAAUGCAGAGAGCUCUAUGCAGUGGAUGCGACUCGCUUCGAACACUUGCUGAGGGUAAGUUGAAGCAAGAUUUGGUGGAACUCUUAUUCGUGUUAUCGGAGAUGCGUGGCCACGCCAAGUGGAAUCCUCAAAAUUAUGCGACUACUUUGGGAAUCACAAUCAGCGCUCUGGACAAUCUUGUUCAAACAAUCGAAGAUGUUCUUGUUGAAGUGGAGGCACUUGUACUGGCACUACACGAAACUCUGCAUGAUUUUGCGUUAUUUUUCCAGUGGAUCAUGGAGCGUAUCCGCAUUCAUACCAAUGUGCACCGGCGGGAGGGUGAACCACCUGCAGCAGGGAUUGGUGGUUGUAACGCCAGUGCUGCAAAUGGAUCAAAGUCUCUUCUCAACUUGCGGCAUCUGUGUGAUUUCUUACAGCGUGCCGCAGAUGCUGCCAAGCGUUACCGAAAACAGCAGCCAAGCCAAAAUAAGUAUAAAGUUGAGACCACGUUCGGCAACCUGGUGUCUUGCCACCUCUCAGCACGACAAGAUUCUUCGGAAGACAGUGCACGACAGCCUGCUGCGAGAUGCUUUGAUAUCUCCUGUCAGUGUAUUCAAGAUCAGUGGUUAGCGUUGCAGAUUGCGAUGUCUGUCACGCUUGCGCGAACAAUCAGACGUGAUGAGGGUGGGUGUUUUACUGUUGGUAACACCAACAACGCUGUAGAUGAAUGCCAUAUCCACUUCCGGAACCCGUUCAGUGAACGAACCUCGGACGAAGUUGUCGAGAGCGCAGAUGAGAGCGAUGAGGGAGAAAGUGAUGAAGAGACGAUCGAUUGGGACUUCCUCAAAUUUUACGGACGCUUGCCAAAUGACAAGGCCGAUUGUAGUACGAUCUUGGUGGGCUUUCGUCUACAAUCGGGUCUUGUGCUGCUCCUGUGUGCAUCUCAACGUGUAGACUGCCGUCCACUUCAACACGAAACGCCUUCACUCUUGGUUUGGGAUGCUGCAGUCAUUAGCUUUUCACAAGAGUCUUCUACGAAUGCUGUUGUAUGCCGAGGAUUUGAUUUUUACGGUGAUGGACCGUCAGACAAGCAAGAACAGCUUGCAUUUGUGCUGGAUCACGCAGUUGGCGGCGAUCAAGGGCACCAAGCGUGCUUGUAUCUGCAGCAGUACGACGACGUUGAGUUCUUGCGCAUAAGCGCCACCCAUUCAUUUGAGGCGAUCUUGUCUCAGAGCAUCACUCACAACUUCACACUUGACCACACCCGAGGACGUUCCAUCGCUUCGUUUUCAACUCCCGUGCAAUCCGGUCAAAGCGCGAUUUCAGUCACAGCGACCGGUUCUCGUGGAGUUCUGUGCGUCAUUCUGCCACCUGCUCGCUUGGUCAUCUUGGACGCAGAAGACAGCGAAGACGAUGAAGACGACGAUGAGGACAACGAAGACGUUGUCACCGAUUGA